AUGGCAGCAGAAGCCCCCGCCGCUUUCAGCCACAGGAAUCAGAGCUGGGGCUCGCCCCCCUGGUUGGACUUCAAUGCCUCCCGGUCCUCCCUCCCUCAGUCCUCAGAGAAGGAGAAAGCCGGCUUCCUCUCUGAAAUUGGCGUCGAGAAUUUUAUCACCUUGAUUGCCUUCGGCCUCAUUUUCACCCUGGGAGUGAUGGGCAAUUCUUUGGUCAUCACGGUGCUGGCCAGGAGCAAGCCGGGCAAACCCCGCAGCACCACCAACAUUUUUGUGCUCAACUUGAGCAUCGCUGACUUGACUUACUUACUCUUCUGCAUUCCUUUCCAGUCUACCGUGUACAUGUUGCCCAACUGGUCUCUGGGCACCUUCAUCUGCAAGUUCAUCCACUACUUCUUCACUGUCUCCAUGCUGGUCAGCAUAUUUACCCUGUCAGCUAUGUCUGUGGACCGCUAUGUGGCCAUCGUGCAUUCCCGGCGCUCCUCAUCCGUGCGGGUGUCCCGUAAUGCGCUCUUGGGGGUAGGGGUCAUCUGGCUUCUCUCUAUUGCCAUGGCUUCCCCUGUGGCUCACCAUCAGCACAUUGUCCAUGAAAAAUUCCUCAACCAGACUUUUUGUUGGGAAGUGUGGCCCAAUCUCCAGCACAAGAAAGUGUAUGUCUUGUGUACCUUCAUCUUUGGCUAUUUGCUACCUCUGCUGCUCAUCUCCUUUUGCUAUGCUAAGGUCCUCAAUCAUCUGCAUAAGAAGCUGAGGAACAUUUCAAAGAAGUCAGAAGCAUCCAAGAAGAAGACUGCUCAAACUGUCCUUGUGGUUGUGGUGGUUUUUGGGAUAUCUUGGCUACCACAUCAUGUCGUCCACCUCUGGGCUGAAUUUGGAGACUUCCCCCUAACUCAAGCUUCAUUUUUCUUCAGAAUAACAGCACAUUGCCUGGCUUACAGUAAUUCUUCAGUGAAUCCUAUUAUAUAUGCAUUCCUUUCUGAGAAUUUUAGGAAGGCCUAUAAGCAAGUGUUUGAGUGUCAGAUUGGUCACAAUUCGCCUCUGAAUGAAGUUAAAGAUAAUAAGAGUAAUAUUGACACGCCUCCAACUACUAAUUCUACACAUGUUUGA
Messenger RNA from Protobothrops mucrosquamatus (brown spotted pit viper), 1101 nucleotides. It is a transcript of the gene GALR1, whose product is annotated as galanin receptor 1. Gene Ontology annotation, cellular component: membrane. Lineage: Eukaryota; Metazoa; Chordata; Lepidosauria; Squamata; Viperidae. The record is from RefSeq and is a predicted model, not a curated record. The transcript is spliced from 3 exons. Gene Ontology annotation, biological process: negative regulation of adenylate cyclase activity; positive regulation of cytosolic calcium ion concentration; G protein-coupled receptor signaling pathway. Bases 1 to 1101 code for a protein of 366 amino acids. Gene Ontology annotation, molecular function: galanin receptor activity.